CACUGAAGUACUGUUCAAGGCUGUUCAAUUCUAAACUUCGAAUCGUGAUCAAUUCAAACUCCGUCGUCUGGCCGCUCAUUUUCUUUUUCCGUUCUCCUCCUCGACAUCCAGCCACACGGUGCAGCUGUCACUCGUAAGGUUCAAGAUUUGCUCUUCUAACAAUUGUAACUCUAUAUCCGUUACUUUAAUAAUGCUCUUUUCCUUUCGCUCCCUCAUGCCGACUGCGACAAUAACUCGCCGGGCGACUGCCCCCUAUUACAGACACGACAAGAGCAAUCUCACUUUUUUCUUUCGUCGUGUUCGUAUUCCUACUCCAGUCACAAACGAGAAAAAUCCAGCCGACCGAGGAGGCUUUGAGCAACAUUUUCCACGACUUGGAACAUGGCGAGAUAAACGAGCUAACGGUGGACCGUGGUUGUAGAAGGUGAAGACUUGGUUCGUCUGGAUGCUAGUCUCGUGCUCGUUGAUUUCGGGACUGCUUUUCGGUUACGACACGGGAGUCCUAUCAGGGGCAUUCGUUACGUGUGGUACCGACCUUCAUGGUGGAACGUUCGAGUUGACAAAUGGGCAGAAAGAAUUCAUGACAUCAACAACAACAUUGGGUGCACUCAUCGGAGGCCUCGUCGAAGGCGUUCUUUCCGACCGGACAGGUCGAAAACCCGUCUUUGAUAUUGUAGAUAUCGUUUUCAUACGUGGUGCAAUUGCACAAGCGGUCUGCCAUGAUGUUUGGAGUAUGGUAUGUCUUUCUACUCGGUUUUUCUUUCAGCUCGCAAAUACACCAAUAGAUCUGAGGCCGUUUCCUCCUUGGUAUAGAUAUGACCUAGCGUCAUGCGUAUCUCCAUUAUACAUCCAAGAACUUUCGCCCACACCUCUAUGGGGAGAAACCGGUGCAGCAAACACCUCGAAUUCCUUCAUAAGCCCAUCAACAUUCGCCACUCCGAUGAACCCAAGUUCAUUCAGCUUGUCGAUCAAGCUUUUCACCCAAGGAGAACACUCUCCAAAACCGUUGUCGUUCUGCGGUACUACCACGGUUUGCGCCACCUCUAACAAGGUUCCCCAGGCUAUCAGUCCUCUUAUCUUCAGGAGGCUGGUCAUGAACAUGUUGCCUUCAAUCUUCUUAUCCCCGCAACUGAAAGGUCCAAUUUGGGAUGCAUUACGAUCGAUUCGGAUAUGAACCAGCUUUCCGGCAGAUUCACUAGUUGGGACCGGACCGAUAUGUGGCGCAAAGGCUACCGGGUAAUAUAGAGGCAUCCCACAUCGACUGCUGACAUUUUUAUCAGACGUACGGGGGGAGAUGCCUGGAUUGAAUCUUUUUGGCUAGCGUGCCCUGGCUUGUUUUCCGGAGAGUAGAGCAUACGUUUUUUUAUAGUACCGUUUCUGAGAUCGAAACCCUUCAUUCAUUUUGCGAACUCCCAGACGCGAACUUUUAGGCCUUAGGCCUUAGGGCCAGCUGUUCGAAAUGAUAAUUACAGCCAUGUCAGACAGUCAGAGGAAGAAUAGACUUCGUUCCAGCUAAGC
Messenger RNA from Marasmius oreades (fairy-ring Marasmius), 1518 nucleotides. RefSeq lists its product as uncharacterized. The record is from RefSeq and is a predicted model, not a curated record. Gene Ontology annotation, cellular component: membrane. Gene Ontology annotation, molecular function: myo-inositol:proton symporter activity. Lineage: Eukaryota; Fungi; Basidiomycota; Agaricomycetes; Agaricales; Marasmiaceae. Gene Ontology annotation, biological process: transmembrane transport. The transcript is spliced from 4 exons. The coding region runs from base 446 to 1174 and encodes 242 amino acids.